AAAUUCGAUUGAGUCUGCAGCAGCGGAUGAAGCUUCAAACUAUCGCACUAGCACAGAUGUGCCUUUACAAAAUGUGAAAAGCAUUGCUGUGCCCGAGGACUGCUCCCAACGCAAUAAGAAAGCGGAACAGCCGCUACAUACUAAAAAUUCGAGACUGAAGAAAUGCUGCCCCCAUGGCGAGGGCUUAAGUAUUUUCCGUGAGAAUCAAACCGAUGAAUUUUGCGAUUCGACAAAUUUUCAUUUUGAGCCCAGUAUUAUAAGCGCAAUUCUAUAUGACAAUUGUAUUGAGGAUGAUGAGGCUGUGGUGGAGUUGCAGUAUGAAAUUGGGAAUCCCUGCAAUUCGUCCUUAAUUUACAAUGACGAAGAUGAUACAUUUUUGGUUUUACAAGAUGGCUCACUGCUCAUCAUGGACAAAUAUGGAAACGACAGUUACACAGUGGAAAAAUACUAUUGCCUCGAUAUGGACAAUGUGUCCGGCAUAACCUAUGCCAUCACCUGCAUUACAGCUAUUGAGGAACAUUUGAAGCGUGGUCAAAUGAUUGCCAUUGCCGCCCUCAUGCUCGUGUCCAUACCAUGUUUAUUGAUUGUCAGCUACUUGCAUAUAAGACUGAAAGAACUGCGUACAGUGCAUGGCCUGUGUUUGAGUCUGUUGUCAAUGUGCUUGGCAAUGGGCUAUUUUCUUCACUCGUUGGUGCAUAUUUUCAAGAUUGAUUCCAAGAAUACGGGUUACGUGAUACAAUUUUUUAUGUUAUCCUACUUUAUAUGGUUCUUUUGUCUCUGCUGGAAUGUACUGGUGAAUAUUUGGUAUCGAAUCCCAAUGAACAAAAGGCGUACGAAAGUACAAACGUGGUUGGUUUUUGGCGUAAAUCUUUUAAUCUGUUGCACCAUAGCAGGAUCAUUAGUUGCUAUGACUGUGCAUAAAGGAUUACCCGGUAUGCCAUCCUACUUUAUGCAGGGUUUGACAGCGUCCAUUCGCGAGUCUCAACGUUACUUCAUACCGCCAGUAUCCUCAUUUCUUUUCUUAUCAUUUAUCGUGAUGAUGAUAUCCUUCUUCGGUUUUCAAAGGAUUAAGAAGCGUAAAUCAGAUACAUCAGCCAAAAAUAGUAGUAAAAAUGGAACGCUUUAUACGAAUGUAGCUACAGAAAUCGAUGAAAUGAAGUAUGAAGAAGUAAAAAAAGAUGCCAAAUGCAUAAGCUUCUUGGGCGUUAUUCUUAUAGUGUCUUGGCUUUUGGAAAUCGUUACAUUCUAUUCACCUGGCCCAGAAGCCUAUCUUAUGGUCAUGGAAAUGGUUAAUGGCCUGCAGGGUGUAUUCAUUUUGUUGAUAUUCGUUGUUGUACGACGCAGGCGCACCAUAAUUUUGAGAUGGUGGUACGAUAGGGGAUCUCAUAAUGUUGAAGAUGUCGAACUUACAGCGAUCAAUAAGUAAAAAAAAAAAAUCGAAUUUGCGCAUUUAGAUUAUUGUUUAAAACACAUAUGUACAUACAUAUGCAAUUAGUAUAGGCAAAGAUACAUAUGUUCAUAUGCAUAGAUUUACAUAUAUAUGCAUCUAAAAGAUUAUAGACAAAUUUUACAAUAAGUUUUAUAUAACUUUUUUACGUAAACUCUAUCAAAUUCUUUCA
This is a messenger RNA of Rhagoletis pomonella (apple maggot), 1619 nucleotides long. RefSeq names its product probable G-protein coupled receptor Mth-like 14. The record is from RefSeq and is a predicted model, not a curated record. Gene Ontology annotation, molecular function: G protein-coupled receptor activity. Lineage: Eukaryota; Metazoa; Arthropoda; Insecta; Diptera; Tephritidae.